Messenger RNA from Hemicordylus capensis (graceful crag lizard), 12984 nucleotides. It is a transcript of the gene AKAP13, whose product is annotated as A-kinase anchoring protein 13. The transcript is spliced from 40 exons. Gene Ontology annotation, biological process: adrenergic receptor signaling pathway; regulation of Rho protein signal transduction; positive regulation of canonical NF-kappaB signal transduction. Lineage: Eukaryota; Metazoa; Chordata; Lepidosauria; Squamata; Cordylidae. Bases 271 to 8304 code for a protein of 2677 amino acids. Gene Ontology annotation, cellular component: membrane; actin cytoskeleton. Gene Ontology annotation, molecular function: guanyl-nucleotide exchange factor activity; MAP kinase scaffold activity. The record is from RefSeq and is a predicted model, not a curated record.
GAUUGGCUGGGCCAAGUAUAAAUGCUUGGACCCUUGCCUGGGCAACCGGUCUGGAUCUUCUGCCUGCCUCCAAGCUCCACUCUUGGCAACUGGUUGGGAGAGAGCUCAGUGGAAGAGGACCUGCUUUGCAGGCAGAAAGUCCCAGGUUCAAUCCCUGGCAACAUCUCCAGGACCCAGCUUCUUAUGUUGAUUCUCUGUGCCUGAUUCUCAGGGUUUGGCAGAAGUUCCUAGCGCUUGGAUGCUGCUUCAGGCAGUUAUACGUUCUGGGUCAUGAAACUUAAUCCACAGCAAGCACCGUUGUAUGGUGACUGCACAAUCACCGUCUUGCUGACUGAAGACGACCGCGUGGAAAACGAGGAUGAUGUCGUCUUCUACCUGGUGUUUUCUGGGUCUUCUCUCCAACACUGUGCCAGCACUAGGAAGCUCGAUUCAGUCACAUUGGAGACUAUCGCUCCUGGCCAUGACUGCUGCGAGACAGUGAAAGUCUCUCUCUGUGCCACCAAGCACGGCCACCCUCUCCUCGUGGUGGCAGAGGACAGCUUCCGGUUCGUUCAGGACGAAGCGUACGACGCUGCUCAGUUCCUGGCAACUUGUGCUGGCAACCAGCAAGCUCUGAAUUUCACGAGAUUCCUGGAUCGGUCCCGGCCACCCGCUGGCGAUGUGGAUUCCCUUGAUGAGAAAGUGGCGUUGGCCUUUCGGCACUUGAAAUUGCCGGCGGAGUGGAAUGUCUUGGGCGCGGACCACACCCUCAAUGAGCACGUUCCCCGGGAGACGUUGAUGCACUUUGCAGUCAGGCUGGGGCUGCUGCGUCUGAGCUGGUUCCUCUUGCAGCAGCCGGGCGGGAAAGGAUCCCUCUGCGUCCCCAACAGUGAGGGAGCGACGCCGGUGAGCUUGGCCCUGGAGAGGGGCUACCAGAAGCUGCAUCAACUUCUGACCGAAGAAGGAGCCAGCGAACCAGAUUCCUGGAGCACUUUGUCGCACACCGUGCAUUCUGGCGAGUACUGCGUGAAGUACCACCGGGGGCUCGACGUUUAUGUUCUCACGGCUGAAAUGAAGGAACGGAUGGCGGCGAGCGUGGAGAGUGACAUAGGCCGCCUCCAGGCACACGUUCAGAGUCAACAGCACAUGAAUGCAAAUGAACACCCACUUCCUGAGCGGAGCCCGAGUCGAGAGGCCUGCUGUGCUUCGGGUGGCGCAACAACUGCUGCAAGCCACAAGCGGGAGGAAAUGACCGCCGAAGGAAGCCCAGGAGAGGCGUCUCCCGCUCUGGACCUGGAUGCCAUGCAGCUCUCGCUCCCUGGCUGCCCGCAGGAGGAUGGCUGUGGGCAUCUGAAGGAGCUCUCGGAGACACCCAAAGAGCCCCCCAGCCCAGAGGAUGCAGAGAACCCGACAUCUUCCUGUCAGAGCAGCAGCCGAGCCGAGUUGCACAAAGGGGAAGGGGAGGAGUUACCUUCCGCUGCAGCUUCUGGGGCAAUUUUGGAGGAAGAUGGUGGCGGGCUGAACCGGGCAGUGGGCCUUCACAGAGCCUCCAGCCUCCCGCCCUGCGCUGUGGCAAGCGAGGGAGCUGGAAUGACCUCCCCUCGUGCGACUCAGGAGCCAGGCGACUUGUGCGAGGGGAACCCUUUCCAGCAGGAAGUGCGAGCGGCCGUCGAGCAAGCGGCUGAGCCUGCCCCUGAGCCUCCCGCUCCCCGCCAGGACGGCAGUGCAGGUAUGGGGCAGACGGAAUGCAAAAGCUGUACAGGCACCGGGGAGGCUCCUGGGGCCACCACAGGGCCGCAGUGUGUGGAGAACGGGGCCUGCGAUUCGGGGCCCACUGGAACCGCAGCUGUGGGAGGAUUGCCGGCGGAUCCUGCCGCGGCCUUGCCUGGAGCCGCGGGUGACGGCGUUGGGACCUGCGGCGGCGAGGGUGUUGCGCUGAAGCCAGCUGCAGAUCCGUGCAACUUUGCACCUGUGGAUGCGAACGGGAAGGCAGGAACCGAUGCUCCUGGCGGCGGGUCAGAGGGUCGCUUUGCAGCUCCUUCAGAGCAUCGCCAGGGUGCCGCCUUCUGCCCCGGCACAGAACCGGUGGCAGCCCAGAUGGCAAACGUUGCAGAGGCGCCGCCUGAGUGUGGUCCUGUUCUGGAAGUGCAACAUAAUGGGGAGCGAGUGGGAGAUGGAAAGAGGGCGCCCCUUGGAGCGAAGCGUCUGGAUUGGAGCAAUAACGUGCAGGACGCUGGUGCCAACUUCGCAGAGGACAGGCCCAGCCAGAAGUUGGUGGAGCCCGAAGCAUCUGCGGCCGGUGAUGAGACGACCGAGACGGUGGCUGAAGUGCAGGAGACGCCACGGACCUUGGAAGCGGUGCCUUGGAGGACUGAGCCUGCCAGCCACGCCUGCGGAGGAAGUGCUGUUGAGGCCUGCCACGCGCCAGGAGGCGGCGCCGAGAAAGGCGCACAGAGCCGCGGCUCUGGUUUGUGUACAGUCCCCGCAGGUGCCUCCGCCCCGUGCCCAGGUGCUCUCGGCCCGGAAGGGUCGUCCUCAGCCGGAGAGGAGCCUCCCUGCAAAGAGGGAGAGAGGACGGAGAGCCGCCCGCCGCCGCUGGACCGGUUUAGCAGAAGUGCUCAGGAAUUCAUCGCGGCGGCUUCUGCCCUGCUGGUUGAAGAAGCCAUCCAGCAGGCCCAGGUGAUCGUGGCGCAGGGAAGCGGCGGCAGAGCGGCCCCUUCUGGCCAGGAGGCGCCCUUGCAGCCGGAGGACCUUGCCCUGGCUUCGCGUGGCAAGGGCACCGAGCUUGUACAGGAUAAUCUGGCGGGCGGCACACCCUCUGCUGGGCACGAUACAGAAUCCAAACAAAACCAGGAAGUGGCUGCAGCAGCAGCAGCAGAGCUGCCGGCGGUUGCUGAGCAGGGAAGCCCCGUGUGGGAUGAGCUGGCUUUGGAGGCCAUCUCUCCUGCAGAUCGCCCGGGAAAGAACACAGAGAGCAGCUCUUCCCCGCAGCUGCCUGGCAAGGAGACGGCUUUGUCGGAGGGCCGGGCAUCGGCAGCUGUUGCACAAGCUCUUUCCUGCCCGGGGAGCGCCCAGGUGGGGAUUGAGGGGGAGGCCUCCAGCCUAGAAGCAGGGGAGGAUGUGAAGGUGAGCACUGCAGCCGCUGGGGGUGUCCUUCAGCAGCCUGGCCUGGCAGAAGGGCCCCCCUGCGCCGAUGCCAUGCUGAACCAAGAACUGGAGUGCCAGCCGGACUGGGAUGCCGCCUCUCCAGCCAGUUCCGCUUUAAGGGAAGCCCCUCCGGCGGACCGCGAGCUGGCCAGUCUCCCGCAGGAAGGGGAAGAGGUGGGCAUCGGCGCGCCUUCCAGGCUGUCGCUGCAGCCGAUCGCCGAAGAGCAGCCAUGCGACGGCGAUUCAGGCUCCGAAGUGUUCUUCCUGGCCAGCGAGGGCGAAACCUGUCCGGGCGUUAAUGCAGCCCAUCUGGGGACCCUGGCGUGGCCCAGCGGAGGCGAAGGAGAGGCGCAGCCGGAACUGCAGAUUUUGCCACCCGGUCCUCCUCCUGAGUGGCUGGGAAAAGUAGAGGCCGGUGAUUCUGUUCAAGCCGCCAGUGGUAUCUCGGUGGGGCACACUGCAAAGGUGGCAGAAAACCCCAGCCGGGCUGCUUUGGUGGUAGAUGUGCACGGUCCCUCGGAACUUCUGGCUGGAAACCCCAUGGAAAUCCCCCCUGUGACAGAACCCGGGUCUGAUGACCAGCUUGAGGCAGAUGCUGGCUCUGUCCCCAACGGAGAAAUGGAUUUACGUUUGGAGUCUGGUGGCCGGAUGGAGGCGACCGCAAGCCAAGAAGUGGCUAGUCCUGCAUCUGUGGCAGAGGCUGUGGAGAUGAAGACCGAAGAGGAGGUGGGCUGUGCGAGGGGCCUUGCUGAGAAUGCCGAAGGAACCAUUAAUCGUGAAAGUUGGAGUCCCAUGGAACCUUCUCCGGAUCCCUCGCUGUUGGAGCCCAAGCGCCCCUUUGGGUGUGCAGAAAGGGAUAAUUUCCUGGAAGAUGGACUGAGCAGGAAUUGCACUUCCUCACGAGACAUCCUGAAAAGGGGAUCAGGGAGCGAGUCUGACCUCUUCCCUCUGCCAGGGGAUGGGAUGGAUGACCUCGACUUUGGGAAGCAGCCUGAAGAAGAGCAGUCAACGGGAGACAGCAUGAGUUCCAGUUCCUCCGCAGAUGACACGAUAUCGCUGGAGAGGAACUCCUCCCUCGGAAGCAACAUUUCUCUCCCUCAGGCUCUGGGCCUCAGCAGCAGGCCGAAGGACCAGUCCAGCCCAGAUGGCAGCUGCUCCCACAUGACCAGCGCCGAAGGCCAAGACGGCGAGGCUGCCGUCUCGGGAGAGCUGGAAGAAGAGCUGGACAGUAUCACCGAAGUGCCCCCUCACUCCUCGGUCCUGCGGAACUCUAUGAGACCGCUCUCUCCUUUCCGCCGGCAUAGCUGGGGCCCGGGGAAGAACGCCAGCAACGAGGCCGAGAUCAAUCACAGGAGUUCAAUGCGAAUGCUGGGGGAAGGUGGAAGGAAGCCUCCCACCCAUAGGAGAAGUUUGAGCUGGUGUCCCUUGGGUGUCCACAGCACUGCCAUGGGUGCCGACAUGAAUGGCAGAAGUUACAGCUUAGAAGGCCUGGCCAGAGAGGCCGACGGCGCAAAGAAGCCAUCAUCCGGCCUUGAGACAGAAUCUCUCAACACCAAAGACCUCCAGCAAAGCCCCCUGGCUAACGACGAGCGGGGCUCGUUAGUCUCUCUGACGGAAGAGGAGCUGGAAUCUGAGCAAGGGGAACUGAGAGGCUUUGGCCGUCAGAUACGCCAAAGAUCACAGCCACGUGCCUUCAGCUUCACCGCAAACCCAGUUUCUCCCCCGUUGACCAAAUCCAUGUCAUUAAUGGCAAUUGCCCAACCCGGACCUGACACCCAGGGACGGACUCGGCCAUCCAGACGAAUUUCCUUCUCCUUCAGCAUCUCUCCGCUCAUUCCCAAGUCUAAAACUGUCUUUUCUAUUGGCUCUUCUUCCAGUGAUGAGGAGGAGGAGUUGGCUAGUAGCCGAUUUUUCAUCGGCGGUUCGUUGGCUCAAAGCAUCAACGAGGAGAGCGGCCAGUUCCUGCCUCCAAGCCCCUCCAGGAAAGACUUGGAAGGCAAGAGUGGGACGAAAGUCAGCCGCACAUUCAGCUACCUCAAGAAUAAAAUGUCCAGCAGUAAGAAGAGCAAAGAAAAAGAAAAGGACAAGGAGAAAACAAAAGAGAAAGACAAGGAUUCCAAGGAGAAAGACAAGGAUAAGAAGGCCAUCAAUGGGCACCUUUUCAGCACCAUCCCCACCGUGGGGCCCAUCAACUGCUACCACUGUAUGAAGCCUUUCAAUAAGGAUUCAGUCGCCUGCGCAACCUGUGGCAUCCUCAUCCACAAAAGUUGCAAGGAGAGUGUUACUGCUUGUGCCAAGGUGAAAAUGAAGCUCCAGAAAGGAGGUCUUCAACCACAUGAUACUUCCUCAUUACCCACAGUCGUCAUGCGAAGCAAAAGCUCUCAGCCGAAGGAAAGACCCCGAUCGGCAAUACUGGCCCCCGAUGAGAUCACGGUGACCUCCUUAUUCAAUAACAGGAGAUCUCAGCAGAAUCCGGCACUCUCGAAAAGUGUCUCAAUCCAGAACAUUGCUGGAGCUGGCAAUGAUGAAAGCGCGUUGCACACGUGGAAGUUCCUCUCUCAGUCAACAGACUCCUUGAAUAAAAUCAGCCGGGUGAAUGAAUCCAUGGAAUCCUUAACAGAUGAAGGCGCAGACAUGAAUGAAGGCCAGCUGAUGGGCGAUUUCGAAACGGACUCGAAGCAGCUGGAAGCUCAGUCCUGGAGUCAAGUGGUGGACAGCAAGUUUCUCCGGCAGCAGAAGAAGGAUGUUGUGAAGCGGCAAGAUGUCAUUUAUGAACUGAUGCAAACGGAGAUGCACCACGUCCGCACCUUGAAGAUCAUGAGCGAUGUCUACAGCCGUGGGAUGCUGCAGGAGCUUCAGUACGAGCAGUCGAUGGUGGAAAAGGUCUUCCCUUGUUUGGAUGACUUGCUCAACAUCCACAGCCUGUUCUUCCAGCGGAUUCUGGAGAGGAAGAAGGAGUCCCUGGCAGACCGGAGUGAAAAGAACUUCGUCAUCAGGAGGAUAGGGGACAUUUUGGUGAAUCAGUUUUCCGGUGAGAACGCCGAGCGAAUGAAGAAAACCUACGGCAAGUUCUGUGGACACCACAACGAGGCAGUGAAUUACUUUAAAGACUUGCAUUCCAAGGAGAAGCGGUUCCAGGCAUUCAUCAAGAAAAAGAUGAGCAGUGCCGUGGUGAGGCGCCUGGGCAUUCCUGAGUGCAUCUUGCUAGUAACACAAAGGAUCACCAAAUAUCCAGUGCUGCUACAAAGAAUACUACAGUAUACCAAAGAAAGUGACGAUGAACACCAGGAUCUGAUGAUGUCGCUCAACCUGGUGAAGGAAGUCAUCACGGCGGUAAACAGCAAAGUCAGCAACUACGAGAAGAAGAUGCGUCUCGAUGAAAUCUACACGCGAACGGAGAGCAAGUCCAUCAUGAGGAUGAAGAGCGGGCAGAUGUUCGCCAGGGAGGACUUGCGGCGCAGGAAGUUUGUCCGGGAUGGACCCGUCUCCUUGAGAAAUGCCACAGGGAGAUUGAAAGAGGUCCAGGCAGUUCUUCUCUCUGACGUCCUGAUAUUCCUACAGGAAAAGGAUCAGAAAUACGCAUUUGCAUCUCUGGAUCAGCGAUCCACCGUGAUCUCUCUGAAGAAGCUGAUUGUCCGAGAGGUGGCCCACGAGGAGAAGGGCUUGUUCUUGAUCAGCAUGGUGGGGAAAGACCCGGAGAUGGUGGAGGUUCACGCCAGCUCCAAGGAGGAGCGCAGCAGCUGGAUCCACACCAUUCAAGACACGAUAAACACUAUGGACAAGGAAGAAGACGAAGGCAUCCCUAGCGAAUCGGAAGAGGAGAAGCGAGUGCUGGACACCAAAGCCAGAGAACUGAAAGAACAGCUCCAGCAAAAAGACCAACAGAUCAUAACGCUGCUGGAGGAGAAGGAGAAGAUUUUCAGGGACAUGACGGAUUGCAGCGGGCAGGAAGACAGCACGGGAGCGAGGACGUUGUUCCGGGCCAACACGGAGGAGGCCCCCAAGGGGGAGAGCGUGAUGAAGAAUGUGAUAAGCGAAGUUGAGCUGUUGCAAGGAUUGGUGAGCCGGAGUCUGGGGAGCGCCCUGGGGCCGCCGAUGUGCACCCUCGCCCCGGAGCAAGAGGCGGUGGGGCCCGUCUCCCUCCCCAGGAGGGCUGAGACCUUCGGCGGAUUUGACAGCCACCAGAUGAGCGUGGGCAAAGGCGGGGAGAGAGACGACGCAGAGGACCUUCGCAGGACGGAGUCGGACAGUGUCUUGAAGAAGGGAGGAACGGCUCACUUGAUGUUUGUGCUGAAAAGGAACAAUGAGCAAGUCCUCCAGAGCAUCACGAACCUGCAUAGCCUGCUCAGCAAAUUACAGGCCGUGGUGGUGCAGCAGGACACGUUCAUCGAGGACCAGAAGCUGCUGCUGACGGAGCGGGCCCUGAGCCGCAGCUCCUUGCGGCCCAACUCCCUGAUCGAGCAGGAGAAGCAGCGGAGCCUGGAGAAGCAGCGGCAGGAGCUGGCCAACCUGCAGAAGCAGCAGGCCCAGCACCAGGAGGAGAAGCGGCGGCGGGAGCGGGAGUGGGAGGCCCGGGAGCGGGAGCUGGCGGAGCGGGAGGCCCAGCUGGCCCGGCGGGAGGAGCAGGCCCAGAAGGGGCUGCAGGGCCUGGAGAAGGAGCGCGAGGAGCUCCAGCAGAGGAAGGCCGCCUACCAGCUGGACCUGGAGCAGCUCCGGGCCGCCCAGAAGCAGCUGGAGAAGGAGAAGGAGCAGCUGAGGAGAGACAUGGAGCAGAUUCCCCACCUGCGGGGGGAGCCCAGCCUCGGCACGCUUUCUAACCAGCACGUCAGGAUGGCCCGGACUCCUUCGCUGCCAGCCUCUGAGGACCCGUCCUCCAGGCCCCUGGGCUCUUCGCUUUCCAAGGGCCACCUGGACACGGAGCUCUCCCCGGCCUCUAAACGGAACAGCCUCUCGCGGACACACAAAGAGAAAGGGGCUUUCCACUUGCUGGGCACGACGACGUCGAACCAAAGCAACAAGCCGGCCGAGGGGCACAGCCAGGCCCCCAACCGCCUCUUCGGCUUGGCUAAGCCAAAGGAGAAGAAGGAGAAGAAGAAGAAGGCCAAGGGGCACCGUGCCCAGCCAGCUGAUGCUCACUCCCCGGAAGCAGCACCAGAGGGCGAGGAGAUCUUCUGCUGACCUCUCCAUCCCAAAGGGACGAAGUCACCUUGUGCUCUGCCCUCCGGACGCAGCGUUGGAAGGGGAUGCAAGCCCUCCCUCCUCCACCUUGACCUGCAUUGGGCUUCCUUGCCGCGGAAACCCACCAGGGCACCUGCCUUUCGCAGCCCGUUCCCGACUGCUGGAUCCACCCAUUUCCUGGAAAGGGCAGGCAGGCUUUUGCAGAGGGAUGGAUUCUGGUUGCGGCCAGACCAGGCAGGCUCGGUCUGGACUUCCCAUGCCGGCUACCAAGUUGUGUGGACAGAUGUUCUUGCCAGGCAGAACUCUCUCUUGGGGAACACCACCAAAAUCAUUAGGAGCCUUUCACAAAAAGCGGUGUCUCUUUGAAGCAGUGUUUCUACACUGGCAUAUAUAGAUCUCCUGUAUAUACACUUAUAUAUAAAUAUAUAGAGACGUAUAAAUAUGUAGACUGUAGCUGUCCAUCCGUUGGGAUUUGCUUAACUCUGUACAGAAAAGCCGGGCAAGCUUAUCUCUGCCCCCAAAGGAUACCUGAUGAACUUUUCAGGGACGGUGUUGAUAUUAAAUAUCUUGUUAAUUUCUUGAUGCUCAGUUCAGCGGCCUUUGCCACAAGCCGCUAUUGGGGAACGUACCAAAGCCCAGAUGGCGGCAGAAAGAAUGACCAACUCGUAGGCGGGUUCUGAGUGGAGGAUUAAAGGGCCAAUGUGCACAUAGAACAGACCCGUGGCGGAAUGCCCCCUGCAGGUGCAUUGUGGGAAUGGUGUUGGCAGUGGACUCACUUGUGGUCAAUAGUUACAGGGGAGAUAUCCGGAAACUUCUCCUUGAUGGGAGAAACGUGUGUGGGUGGUUUUGAUGUAAUAAGGGCUCCCAAAGAGAAGUGGAAUAUAAAAGGGCAUGCCUUGGAAACUGAAAAAGAGGGAGAGAGUACUUCAGAAGCCAGAGUUUGGCAUGGUUUUGUUCUUGGACGUAUCCUGGCCAGAUGACACGUCAUGUUUCUGUGGCAGAGCAAGUAUCCCUUCCUCUGGAUACUCCUUUCCUCACCCACCCCAAACUCUCCAGCACGUUUUGGCCUUCUGGUUAAGAGCAUGUGUAGGGAGCCAGUUCCCUCCUGACAAGCCCACGCUGUCCCGCCUUCUGCCUUUCAUGCUCAACGGCGUGCACGCUUGCCUCCAACGCAGGUAAUGAUUUAUGCAUCUUAAGAAAAUCGUGUAUGAAAUGGCCCCCCUUGGUAUGGAAACGGUGCACAUGCCUUGACUUUUACAUCUUCAGUGCAGGGGCCUUGAUCUCUUCACACUCGAAGACAGAAGCGGGCUGCCUUGGCGCUCCCAGCUGCGGUUGCACGACAAUCGUCCCCAGCCACAAAAUCGUGGCUGGGGAUGAUGGGAGUUGUAGUUCAACAUCGGCUGGAGAGCUGAGGAUGCCUGCCCCGGAUCUUAGGACUAAAUGGCACGCUUCAUUGCAAGAGCAGUGAGACGCACAAUAUGGUGGGGAAAGAUUUCGACCCAAACGAUCGGACGCUUUGGGGGGGAGAGGAUGGGUCUUGAGGAAGCUUCUCCCUAGCGCUUUGUGCCAAUGCAGCAAACCCCAAAUCCAGUGUGUGAUGGCUUGUGAGCAAUUCCUCAUGCAGAGAUGCCAAGGGAAGAUCAAUGUCCCCGAUUGAAAAUCCCCUUGCUUUUUCUGUGCCGCCCCAGAAAUUGCCCGCAGCAGACUGGUCAAAUGUCAUGAUCAAACACUUAUCCUUAAUACUGGAUGUAUUUGGAAACCUCAUUUCCCCCAUUGGCUUUUCAGAUUUCUCUCCCCCCUCCCCCCCCCCCCCCCGUAAAGGUUUGCACUAUUGUCUCAAUGCCUUCUUUGUCUCAGAGCUUCCCGGGAGCUAAUCUCCCGCCACAGGCUUGCAAACCUGCGAUGGAAACUUAAUUUCUAGCGAAUCUUCAGUGCUGGGACUGUGGUUGGGAUUGUGCUCGGUUGGUGUGAUUUGACGGAUGGUGGGAGAGAGCCCUCGAAAUCGCAGCCGAGACGGAAGCUCUCUAAACAAUUCACUCCCAGAGCAACGCAGCCGGUGGCUGUGGGGUCCCUUCUUCUUCUAGUUUUUGUGUUUUUUUAUUUUAUUUGAUGUUUUUUCUCAGUUGCGAGCUGUGCUUGCGGUGUAAAAAACAAAACCAUUUCUUUGCUUGAAACAAAGUCUGAAUUUUUACAAAAAAGAGAGAGAGAAAGAAAAACAUUUAUUUGAGGUUUUGUGUUUAACUUUUAAGCUGGGCUUGUGAAGUCCAAAGAUUUCUGUGUUUUUAGUUUGUGUAAAUAUUUAAAUAAAUCACUGGUGCAUUGUACUUGUACAGAUCAAGCAUUAAAUGCAAACAACCACUGCUAGGGAAGCCACCUCUAAGACUUGAUAGGCCUGGCUCGCACAGUUGUAUGAAUCUAGGUUUAGGGAUGUGCACAGAACCGGUUCGGAACCGGCCCUUUAUGGGCCUCCGAACUGGUUCAAAUGGGCGGUUCCACCAGUUUGAAGGUGGGUGUGUAUCUUCUGCUUUAAGGGUGGGGGAGGGUGCACUUACCCCUCCCUCCACUCCCCCCCCCCGCUGGCGCUCUGUUUGUCCACCGAGGCAGCAGUAUCUGACACACACACGACAUGCUCACAUAUGCGUCCGGCACACACAGGUGCAUCGGAUACUUCCGCCUACUUCCGGUAAAGGGGGCAACGAGGCGGCAGGGAGUUACGCUGCUGCCCUGGUGGACAUUUAAAACAUGGAGUGCUGGUGGGGCAAAAGUGGGGGUAGGGGUAAGUGCACCCUCCCCCACCUUAAAGCAGAACGCCCCUGCCCUUCAAGCCUCCCUCGCCCAGUUCCGUGCAUAUCCAUAUCUAGGUUUAAUGUGUGUUACCAACAUUAGCAUGAUUGUGUGAAGGAACCCAGGUCAAGGUGGGAAUCUCAGACCAUAAACCACCUUGACGUGGGUUCACACAAUCACUUCAGCAUCAAUAACCCACAUUAAGCCUGCGUUCAAACUAUUGUGUGAACGCGUCUAGUAUCUCCUAGCCAACACAGCUGAAUAUUGAGAUGGCAGUUGUCCACUUUGAGACUCCUGCUGUCCACAGUCCAGUUGGCUUUGGGUUUGCCAUAAAAUACAAAUCAACUCUAAUAUCCCGGAGGCCUAAUGCUUCAUGAGGACUAGCGCAUUUUGGAUGACUUUUUAAGGGGAUUCAGUGCAUGCUUUACUGUGGCCGUGCUAAUACUGGAAGCUGUCCGCACGUGGAAUUUCAAAGUCUUUCUUCUCUUCUGCCUAGCUGAUACUUUCUUUGCCAGGAAGCAGUCCACUCUUUUAAGCCGGGGUUCUCAAACUUGGGUCCCCAGAUAUUGAAGGUUGUGAGAGUUCAGGAGCAUUGUCGGUGCAGGUUAGGGUUCAACAAGCACACUUGUGCAUCUGGUUUCAGUGCAACCGGGUGCAUGUUGAAGCAGCUGAACACCCUCUGAGGCUGGAGGGAGGGACAGCUGUCGGUCACUGGGGCCAAAAUUAGACAGGUCUCUUGCAGUACUGGGGUACUUCAAUGACUGAUUGAGAAAGAGAAAUUCCUCAACAGCUAGAACGUUGGCUCCUCUUCUUGCUAGCCAGGUUGCAAGUUUAAGGUUACCUUAAGUCUGGAGACAAUCACUCUUCUCCCAGGGAGCUUAAAGAGGUAUCGCUGCUCAUGUGUAUGCACUUAUCUCCCUUUUGCUUGUUUUAAACAGGUGUUGCAGGCUCUUCAGGAAACCUGCAGCCCCUGUUUGUUCAAAGAUAACAGUGAGUCAAAAGGAAUGUGAGUGUAAGACGUGGGACACGAGGCCUCUCUUGAAUCACUUUUAGUUCUAUUGAAAAGUGUCUCCAGUCCAUCACAACAGAUUCUCUCCCUUCUCUGCCUUUGCUUCAGAAUUCCAACAGUCCGCAAUUAGGAUACCUUCUCCCCCUCUGAUCACUGCCUUCUGUGAUCUAGCUCAGUUUUUAAAAGGUUGCAAGCCAAACUGCUUUAUUCUUUCUGAUUGGUGCCUGUGGAUCUUGGCACGAGGGCAAAAAGAUGCAAGAAAAGAUGGGAGCAGAAAGAGAUGCUACUUGCAGUGGGAACUUUAAGCCAAAAAUACUUUAUGACAUGGUUCCCGCUCUUCAAAGGAGAAAGUAUGGUGGCAGAGCAUACCAGAAAUUCCACAGGACUUUAGAGACAUGAAAAUCUUAACAUUAGAAGUCUGAUGUGGCCAAUUCUUCUUCAGUUCAGUUCAGUUAGGGUUAAAAUUCAACCAUGAUAGGAUAGUGAUUCCCUCAGGCGAGUAUAACUGAUAGGACACUUUUGUAAAAAUAUUUUGUUCCUCCCACCAGGGUUUCCCUCCACCCCCACUUUUGGGCUUGUACAAAGGUACCUGUUGCAUAUUUUGGUGGAAAUCUAUAUUAAGAAAAACGUUUAAAUUUUUUAAAGCAACGUUGAUACAGUGGAGACGUUUUUUUAAAAAAGCCUAAAUUGCUGUAUGUUGAUUUGUAAUUAUGUAAAAAGUUAAGCAACUUAUUGACUGUGUAAAAUUUUUAAGGUUUAUGCCCCUUGUAAUUUGCAAAAAAAAGAAUAAAACCAUCAGAUGUUUGUAAUUUUUAUUUAUCUGCAUUUCUAGUUAUGAGAAGCAACCUCUUGUAAAGUCACUAAAUAAAUUUUGAUUUAAAGUCUGA